Molecule: messenger RNA, 1534 nt
Organism: Oryza brachyantha (malo sina)
Lineage: Eukaryota; Viridiplantae; Streptophyta; Magnoliopsida; Poales; Poaceae
Product: amino acid transporter AVT3B-like
Exons: 1
Coding region: 88-1374 (428 amino acids)
Biological process (GO): amino acid transmembrane transport
Cellular component (GO): vacuolar membrane
Molecular function (GO): amino acid transmembrane transporter activity
Source: RefSeq, a predicted model, not a curated record
CGAGGCGAGCCACCCGAAUCCCCAUCUCGUCGCGGGGCAGCGAGCUCGUCGGCGUGCGGCGGCUGGUCCGGCGAGCGAGCGAUCACUAUGGGGUUCCACAGUAGGGAGGCGAGCUCGUCGUCGUCGCGGCUGGACGCGGCGCCGCUGCUGCCGCACCAUGGGCACGGCGGCGGCGCCGGCGGCGGGGGGCACCACCUGUCGUCGCAGCCCAAGACGUUCGCCAACUUGUUCAUCGCGGUGGUCGGGUCGGGCGUGCUGGGGCUCCCCUACACCUUCUCCCGCACCGGCUGGGUGGCCGGGUCGAUCCUUCUCCUCGCCGUGGCCGCGCUCACCUACCACUGCAUGAUGCUGCUCGUCGCCUGCCGCCGCCGCCUCGCCUACGACCACCCAAAGAUCGCCUCUUUCGGGGAUUUGGGCGCCGCCGUGUGCGGCGCUGCGGGGCGGCACGUCGUUGACGCCAUGCUCGUGCUCAGCCAGGCUAGCUUUUGUGUCGGCUACCUCAUCUUCAUCUCCAACACCAUGGCGCACCUUUGCCCGAUUGGGGAUUCGUCCCCCUCGUCGCCGCUCCUCACGGCGAAGGCGAUCUUCAUCUGGGUCAUGCUGCCGUUCCAGCUGGGGCUUAACUCCAUCAAGACGCUGACGCUCCUCGCGCCGCUCAGCAUCUUCGCCGACGUCGUCGAUCUCGGCGCCAUGGGCGUGGUCCUCGGCCAGGACGUGUCCUCCUGGCUCGCCAACAAGCCCCCCGUGUUCGCCUUCGCCGGACCCACGGAGCUCCUCUACGGCCUCGGCGUCGCCGUCUACGCCUUCGAGGGCAUCGGCAUGGUCCUCCCGCUGGAGGCCGAGGCCGCCGACAAGCGCAAGUUCGGUGGCACGCUCGCGCUGUCCAUGGCGUUCAUCGCCGUCAUGUACGGGCUGUUCGGCGCCAUGGGGUACCUCGCGUUCGGCGCGGCCACGCGGGACAUAAUCACCACCAACCUCGGCACCGGGUGGCUGUCCGUCGCCGUGCAGCUGGGGCUGUGCAUCAACCUCUUCUUCACCAUGCCGGUGAUGAUGAACCCAGUCUACGAGGUCGCCGAGCGUCUGCUCUGCCGCAAGCGCUUCGCCUGGUGGCUGCGCUGGAUCCUCGUCAUGGUCGUCGGGCUCAUGGCCAUGCUCGUGCCCAACUUCGCUGACUUCCUCUCGCUCGUCGGGAGCAGCGUCUGCGUCCUGCUCGGGUUCGUGCUGCCGGCGGCGUUCCACCUCAAGGUGUUUGGCGCCGAGACCGGGUGGACCGGGCUCACCGGUGACGUCGCUGUCAUCGUCGUCGGGACUGCGCUUGCGGUGUCCGGGACAUGGACAUCGCUCGCACAGAUCUUCAGUUCUUCCGAUUUGUAGACCAAUGCGCAGCAGGCAGCGCAGCUACUAGCUCAUUUGUACAUUGAAUUAAGCAAAUAGAGUCACCCAAUUCAGCUGGCAUAUUGAUCUGGGCAUGGUUCACGUGGUUAAAAUUGAAUACAGAUUAUACUUGCAUUGCCUUAUAACUGGCAUGCACCAA